Messenger RNA from Caenorhabditis remanei, 798 nucleotides. RefSeq lists its product as uncharacterized. The record is from RefSeq and is a predicted model, not a curated record. Gene Ontology annotation, molecular function: protein binding. The coding region runs from base 1 to 798 and encodes 265 amino acids. Lineage: Eukaryota; Metazoa; Nematoda; Chromadorea; Rhabditida; Rhabditidae. The transcript has 2 exons. Gene Ontology annotation, biological process: innate immune response.
AUGAAAGCGGAAGCGACGUGGCAAGGAGUUCCAGCUCAUAUAAAAGAAGAUAUUGUUACAAGUUUGGAUUAUAAAUCUAGAUUUCGUCUUAGAGCUUGUUCUAAGAACGACAGAGCAUUGAUCGAUAGCUCUUCAGUUUUUCUUCAUGGAAUAGAAGUUCAUAUUGCAUCCGGAAAAAACCAGGAGACUUCUAACGUUCUAAAAAUCAAAGACGGCGGAAAUUCGAUUGAGAUUACAAACAACAUCAUUGUUCACUUUUUUCACAUCUUCAAACUAAAAAGAUCAUUCGUCGAAAAUGUUGCUAUUGUGGUUCACUAUUCGGACACUGAGAACACUACAUUGAUGGAAAAGAUGACGGAAACAACAAAAUCAUGUGGUGGGAACUUCAAAAUAAGAGCGAAAAGAUUGUAUUUUAAAACGACUGGACUUUCGGAUCAACAUUUGUUCCAAGUGUUUCAACUGUUCGAUUCAAAUUUACUGGAAUCAAUUGCAUUUGGUCACAAGAUAUCUGAUGAACUUUUACCCAGAAUAACUAAAACUGAAUCUUGGAAAAAAGCAAAAGAAAUUUGUUUCAAUAAAGCUCAACAACUUCAAGUCGAUCAUCUUCUUCAUGUGAAUAAAUUGAGAUUCUUCCCAUUACUUAUCACACCUGAAGACAUGUGGAAACUGAUAGUAACAUUCACAACAAGAAAAAAAUUGUCCCGUCAUUUUGGAUUCCGUCUCAUUUUUCGCAAUGAAUGGAAUCCAUCACACUUUCCAGCUGAAUUCAAAGCGUCUUCAAUCGAAAAACGAAGGUAA